This is a messenger RNA of Fraxinus pennsylvanica, 1548 nucleotides long. The record is from the annotation of a GenBank genome assembly. NCBI's taxonomy places the organism in Eukaryota, Viridiplantae, Streptophyta, Magnoliopsida, Lamiales, Oleaceae.
AUGAGACGGCCGGCGAAUUCGUCAAAGAUCAACUUCAACGUCGAGUCCCAGAAGAUCGACGUUGAUAAUCGAAUCUCUCUCCGCAAUUACUAUCGCAUCUCCGACAACCUCCUUAAGCAGGCGAAUAUUUAUAGGGAGGAGAAAAAUCUAACAGACUUGUAUGUAAUGCUUCUCAGAUACUCGAGUUUGGCGGUGGACACUAUACCUCAUCAUCGUGAUUAUCAUGCUUUAUGUCAAAAAGAAAAAUCAUUUACCAAAAAGAAAUUGUUUGCAGUGCUAGAUGAGCUAGAGACUUUGAAGCCACUAGUGCGUCAGUUAGAUCAACUGGAGAAUGCUGACACCACAUCUCAAAUGCAUCAGAUUGUUGGCCAAAAGUUGAUUCCUGAUGCGUCCACAGGGUCUUUAUUGCCAGCAUUGAAUAAUAAACCUUUCUUAAGCUACGAAAAUAAACAGAUGUCGCCAGUUACGGCACUUUCAUCUACAUUGAAUCAGACUAAUGAGUAUCCUCGAGUUUCGUCAUCACAUUCUAUAGACACUCAGUUUCAGAAGCUAUCUCUUGGUGUGCGUCUUCCAAAGCAGGAAACGUUGUCCAGGCAUUCAUUUUUAGGCCCAUAUGGUCUUCGUGGUCAGUGGCAGGGGCCUAGUGCUGAAAAAAAGGUUAACUAUCCGACCAAUAUCGUCCACGACUUGAGUGAAAUUUCAAGCCUGAAUCAGGUUGGACAAUAUGAACCCAUGGCAACGAAAGAUAACAAUUCAGAAGCGGAAAAGUCUACUAUGGAGUCUGUUCUAUCUUUAGAUGACAGUAGAUGGCUAAAGCCUUCUGAAGAUCCUGGUUCUUUAACCAAGGAAAUGAUGAAUGAGAACGAUCACUUUGAUAAUAUCAGGCAACCUUCUCCACCUCCUGUUCUUGCACUAGUGCAGCCAGAGCUUCUUCCUAUCUCUCCAUCAAGAGUUGCUGAUCCCAGACCAGGACCACCACUUUCUCAGGAUGGGUUGCCCAGUUCCAAUUCCUACCAAGAUCUUCACAUUCCAGUGAAGAUGAUGGAAGAUUUUUUGAGAUUGGCGCAUGAAAAUACUAGAAAAAACUUGGAAACUUGUGGUGUUCUUGCUGGUUCACUACGAAACAGAGUAUUUCAUAUUACUACACUCAUAAUUCCAAAGCAGGAAUCAACUUCAGAUUCGUGUCAGACAUUGAAUGAAGAAGAAAUUUUUGAGGUUCAAGACAAGCGUUCCCUUUUCCAGCUGGGGUGGAUUCACACACAUCCGACGCAAACCUGUUUUAUGUCUUCAGUUGAUUUGCACACUCAUUACUCUUAUCAGGUCAUGUUACCAGAAGCAAUUGCAAUUGUCAUGGCUCCAACUGACACAUCCAGUCCUCAUGGAAUAUUUCACCUGUCUGAUCCUGGUGGAGUUUCAGUUAUUCGAAACUGUCAACAGCGUGGUUUCCAUCCUCACGAGGAGUCUGAGGAUGGAAGUCCUAUUUAUGAACAUUGUUCCCAUGUGUAUAUGAAUCCCAAGUUGAUGUUUGACAUGAUAGAUCUUCGGUGA